Molecule: messenger RNA, 1907 nt
Organism: Stylophora pistillata
Lineage: Eukaryota; Metazoa; Cnidaria; Anthozoa; Scleractinia; Pocilloporidae
Biological process (GO): protein phosphorylation; necroptotic signaling pathway
Molecular function (GO): ATP binding; protein tyrosine kinase activity
Source: RefSeq, a predicted model, not a curated record
GCUUGUCAUGAGGGGGCAUGUGGCAAGUUGGGUCCAACCUUUUUUAGAAAGAUGACGUAAUGUUAUGUUUGAAAAAUAGCUCGUACCUAUUCUUCAUAAGGUCGAGGCUAGGGAAAUUCCCAGAAAGAUGGCGUUCUUCCUCUCGAUUCAUCACGAUCAAUGCAAGGUUUGUUUACAGUAAAGGUGACAUCUUCGUUGCUGUGUCCUCGGCACGAAAUGGAGGAACCCAGAAUUAAGUACAUUCUUCUACGUGAUCGUGUUGGACAAGCUGUGGAAAAAAACAUGUUGUCACAAGGCCUUACGACGAAGUCUACACCAAUACAAAUUUUAAGAGGCGAGUUGUUUGAAGGUGCUCCUGAGGUUGAACAGCCUACAGACUUCACUAAAGUAGCUGUUGUCGGAAUUGAACGUAAAUCAUUACGUCUUAAAUGUCCUAAGGAGGAUGUGACUCGACUAUCUGAGGAAGAAACCAACUUGCUUUUAGCAAUUACUUCAUCUGAAGGAAGAUACCAAACGUACAUAGCUAAGAGACGUCUGGCAUCUGGCCGACAACUGGUAGACGGAAGUGCUGUUUUCGUUAAAGUGAAAGGAUUCUUGAAGGUUUUGCCUGGUGUUGUUAGGUACAAAGGUGAAUUACCACCCAGUCUGGGAACUUGGUUUGGAGUUGAACUCAUAAAAAAUCCUGGGUCAGGAACAUGUAAUGGAACAUUUAGAAACAAGAAACUCUUUACCUGUGCACCAGACUCUGGUGUUUUUGUUGGACUGGAUAAAUUGACACCCCGAGAAGAUGAAGAAGAUUUAAAAUCCCAAAAAGUUGCAAAGAAAGAUGAAAAUACACAAACCAGUCUUAAAACACGUCUUAAGGAUUCAAUAUGGUCAUUUUGGAAGGGAACACACAAGCAAAGGUCAUUUGAAGAAAUUAAGGGAGUGCUUAAGAUUGAUGAAAGAGUUGUGACAUUUAUGAAUGAUAAUCCAGCCAGAGGAACUGUGCGAUAUAUUGGUGAGGAGAAGGAUUCAACUGGAAAUGUUUACAUAAUUGUAGGACUAGAAAUGGAUGAAAGAAUAGGAGCUGGUUGUGGUAAAAGACUUGGCCAUCUUUUGUUUAUAUGCAUGCCAGGCCAUGCAGCAUUUGUACCUGUAGAAAGUGUCAUACCAGAGAAGGACUUUGAUGAGAAUCCUGAAAAACCUGAAAAACAAGAAGCUCGGGGAAAGUGGGGGCAAAUUCAUGAAGAUGAAAUGUGUGCAAGAUCAAUGAACUAUGUCAAACCAUCAGGUACUAGUAAGGAAUCUGUCAAGAAAUUAAGAAGAACAAAUUCAAUGACCUCUGCUGAAACAGAACUCGUGGUGGCAGCUGGAGAAUCCAGCAAAACUGAUCCGCAGGAAUUUAUAGAGAGACAACGUCAGAUACUUAGGGAGUUUGAAGAUAACAAUGGCAUCGGGUCAGUUGAUUGCCCUUAUGGUUUGAAGGUUGGAUCUGUGGUAGAGGUUCCUGUAGCGAAUGGUGUUUUAAGAUAUGGUGUCAUUCGCUGGAUCGGAAAUUUACCACAAGUGAAGGAUAAACUGGUUGCAGGCCUGGAAUUGGAAAAGGAAGAGCCUACAUGUUCAGAUGGAACUUUUGAUAAAGAAAGAUACUUUACCUGUCCACCAGGAAAAGGAUUUUUUGUUCUGUUAGAGAAUUGCCAACCAGAUUCACGAUUAGGUACGUGGUAGGCAACUCAUUACUCUGCAGAAGAAGACACCUCUUGUAUUGCCUCUUUUAUUUUGUGUCCUUUUUGUCCUCUUAUAUUUUCUUAGGAAUAACUAAGUAUUUAAACGCACCUUCUUAACAAAGAGAACAUGCGCGAGAAUUUUCUGUUCUAGUUUUGUUUUGUUUUGUCCUUAUGUGGAGGCGUACACGUGCAUUGGGU